Messenger RNA from Nymphaea colorata (pocket water lily), 1656 nucleotides. Its product is annotated as AP2-like ethylene-responsive transcription factor PLT2. NCBI's taxonomy places the organism in Eukaryota, Viridiplantae, Streptophyta, Magnoliopsida, Nymphaeales, Nymphaeaceae. The transcript is spliced from 9 exons. Gene Ontology annotation, molecular function: DNA binding; DNA-binding transcription factor activity. The coding region runs from base 1 to 1656 and encodes 551 amino acids. Gene Ontology annotation, biological process: regulation of DNA-templated transcription. The record is from RefSeq and is a predicted model, not a curated record.
AUGCAACAGCAGCAGCAGCAGAACCAUCCUUGUGUAGGGUUUCAAACUAAUAACCAGGAUGGCCAAGACGUCUGCUUUACUUUGGCCCAAGGGAGAGAAUCAGACAGCAAUCCGCUUGAGAUCAUCAGUUCUGCUACUACAAAUCAAGCCUGGAGCUUGCAGUCAUUGGAAGGAAGAGCGCAUUGCACCACUACCAUCGACUCAGCAGGCAAUUUUUCCGCCGAGAGCCCCAAACUGGAGGAUUUUCUUGGCACCGGGAAGGUGGCCGGAGAUCCGGUGGGCUACCACAAUGGAGGCUUUGAGUUGGUGCCUAGUGAGAGCUCAAGCGACCGGAGCUCCAUCGGCUUCCCAGCGAAUAUAGAUGGGUGGAUGAUGAACCAGGCCGCCUCGAGCUCGAAUGCAACCGGCGGAGAGGGAUUGUCUAAUUUUCAGGCACUCACGCUUUCGGUUGGUGCUGGAAACUUGCCGUCGAGCUCUCAGGCAAUCGUGAUGGCUGCCGGAAGUAGGCAGGUGGAUGCCACUACAGGGAGUCCUUCCUGCGAUACCACGGACACAAGAAAGGCCAUCGAUACCUUUGGCCAAAGAACUUCAAUUUACCGGGGAGUGACCAGGCACAGAUGGACAGGGAGGUAUGAAGCUCAUCUUUGGGAUAAUAGUUGCCGGAGGGAGGGGCAAACCAGGAAGGGAAGGCAAGUUUAUUUAGGGGGCUAUGACAAAGAAGAAAAGGCAGCUAGGGCAUAUGAUUUGGCUGCUUUAAAGUACUGGGGCCCAACCACCACAACCAAUUUCCCGACCGGCAACUAUGAGAAAGAACUGGAAGAAAUGAGGAACAUGACUAGGCAAGAAUACAUUGCAUCUCUAAGAAGAAAGAGCAGCGGAUUCUCAAGAGGAGCAUCUAUUUACCGUGGAGUAACAAGACACCACCAGCACGGAAGAUGGCAGGCCAGAAUUGGCAGGGUAGCAGGGAACAAGGAUCUUUACCUUGGCACCUUCAGUACACAAGAGGAAGCAGCAGAGGCAUAUGACAUUGCUGCUAUAAAGUUUAGGGGAUUGAAUGCUGUGACCAAUUUCGAGUUGAGUAGGUACGACAUUAACAGCAUCCUGCAAAGCACCACACUACCCAUUGGAGGAGCAUCAAAGCGAUUGAAGGAAUCCCAGGUGGUCGAUAUCAGAGCAAGAACUGAAGAACCACAGACUUACUCCCACCAAAUAAACUCACCUCUUCUAGACAACGUGGCACCAAACUAUGGUGAUUUCUCUUCCCUGUACCACCACCACCAUCAUGGGUGGUCUUUUUUGGAGUACCACCAUCCGCAACCUUUGAAUCAAGUCUACCCGAGUGGCAGCCUUCUUCAGCACCCCAAGAUGCCAUCGCCAUCAUCAUCUUCAUCCAACAACUUAGAUCAUGGAGCACUGUUUGGUCAUGAUGCGGCCGGCAAUUCGUCGAUCAGGAUGUCCGAAUUCGACAAUUACCAGCAGAGGCCUCAGUUUCAUGAAGGAUGCCAGAACUUCAUGACAGUUGAAACUGCAGAUGAUCAUCAGUUUAAUGCGGAGUGUGGAAAUUGGUCGACAGGCGCUGUUCAGGGAUUACAGUCAAGAUCUAAUUACGACCAUGUUUGGAACGAGGAUCCACCCCAACAAUAUUUGCCGAAAUAG